UUGACCUACUGCUGCGCUUCAUUUCAUUGUAUGGGUGAAAUGGAGAGCACCACAUUGGUCUCGCAUAUUGUCCCCACUUUUACGUGGUCUGAUAAUCGUCCAUGGAUGUGGGGACAUAAAUGUGAUAGUUUAUCAGCUCUUAUGAAAUAGCCGUGCAAAACUUCCACUGAAAUCUUUUUUGGUGAUUUUUGAUGUGCGGACGCGCAACCUGCAAACAUAUUAUAUAUCAAUUUUGAACAAGCUAAAGGAGAUUUUCAUUAGAUAUAUUAUAAACUAUCACGAAUUGGUGGAGCCUCGCAAUUGAGGAACAAAUUAUUAGCAAUCUCUUUUCGCAUGCAAGAGGGUGACGUAUCAACCGAAUAGUUGGCGAACCUUCUAUCCUGCUCUUGUACGUUUCCAAUUGUGUAUUUUCCAGUGCUAAUGGACUUGAGGAUUUUACUUCUCUACCCCUCCCUUUUGUAUCUUAACUGAUUUUAGCUACUGGAAACAUGCAAUGAUAUAAAGGUAAUUUCAAAUUUUGUUUGGAAAUUUAGUUGACCUUCUGCCUGAAAUACAAGUAAAGCAGUUUCAUUCGGAUCUUACUUGUCUCGCUCGGUAGGAAAUAUUAAAGCUUGGAAAGGACACUUGGAGCUACGUAAAUGGUCUGCCUUGAUUUGAGAUUUACUCUAAUGUCUAACUGCUACUGCAACUACUACCGAUCCUUGCUCCUUAUUCCCUUCACUAUAUUUAACUACUACUACAUAAUAAAUUGAUGAGUGGGGAGUUAAUUUAGACAUUUAGUUAGUCCUCUCUACUCGGGCAUUGUUGAUAAUACUGCUCAAGGGAUGCAAGGUUCUAGUCUUAAAAAGAUGCUGAAGACAAUGCCAUCUAAAGCUUCGAUUACCAGAAUCAAUUUGGUCUUCCUUGUUGUAUUUCUGGUUGUUUAUGCCACUGUUCUUCCCCAUCCAUCUUCUGACUAUUUGCAGGAUGCAGGAUCCAUAGUGAGGUGCUCUUUGGGCGAAUGUCAUCACAGGGUAAGACACGAAAACUUCAAAAUGAAAGCGGCAUUGGAUGAACCUCAAGCAAACCCACAGAGGCAAAAGAAUAAGAGUGCAAAGAAGAUAGAAGUACCAAGCUUUUUUAGCAAGUUAGGGGAAAGAAUGAAGAUUGGAAUGGUAAACAUGAAAGAAAACGAUGUAAGUAACUGGAGCACGCAUGGGGAAAGGACAAGCGUUUAUUUUGAGAGGGUAUCGCAGUUUUUGAACUGGACGGACUUGUUUCCCGAAUGGAUAGACGAGGAGGAAGAGAAUGAUGUGCCAUCAUGUCCAGAGAUACCUAUGCCGGAGUAUGCAGAAUACGGAAGCAUGGACGUGAUCGUGGCUAAGCUGCCAUGCAGGUAUCCCGAAGAAGGGUGGAAGAGGGACGUUUUCCGGUUGCAAGUUCAUCUUAUAGUUGCGAAUCUAGCCGUGAAGAAGGGGAAGAAGGAUUGGAGAGGGAAGACAAGAGUAGUUUUUUGGAGCAAGUGUAGACCAAUGCUGGAGCUGUUUCCAUGCGACAACUUGGUUAAGGGUGAAGGUGAAUGGUGGUAUUAUGAACCUGAGGUGAAGAGGUUAGAACACAAGGUUUCAUUGCCCAUUGGGUCCUGCAAGUUGGCCUUGCCUCUCUGGGAACAAGUUGUCGACGAGGUGUACGAAUUAUCCAAGAUUGAGAAAAGCGUUGAAAGCAGAAGGAGAAUAAAACGCGAAGCGUACGCAACAGUGCUGCAUUCUUCGGAAGCGUACGUUUGCGGCGCAAUAACACUAGCGCAAAGCCUGCUCCAAACAGGUACCAAACGCGACCUUAUCCUCCUGAUAGACAAGUUCAUCUCGGUUCGUAAACGCGAGGCCCUAUCCGAAGCGGGUUGGAAGAUCCGAAUCAUCACCCGGAUCCGAAACCCGAAGGCCGAGAAAGGAAGCUACAACGAAUACAACUACAGCAAGUUCAGGCUAUGGCAGCUCACGGACUACGACAAAGUAAUCUUCAUCGACUCCGACAUCAUCGUACUCCGAAACCUCGACAUCCUCUUCCACUUCCCGCAGAUAACGGCCACGGGGAACGACCAAUCGAUAUUCAACUCGGGAAUAAUGGUGAUCGAACCUUCCAAGUGCACGUUCCGUACAUUGAUGCGGCACCGGGACGACGUCGUUUCGUACAACGGAGGGGACCAGGGGUUUCUGAACGAGGUGUUCGUGUGGUGGCACAGGCUGCCGCGGAGGGUGAACUUUCUGAAGAACUUCUGGGCGAACACGACGGUGGAGGCGAGGGCGAAGAACGCGUUGUUCGCGGCGGAGCCGGCGGAGGUCUACGCGAUUCACUACCUGGGAUGGAAGCCGUGGCACUGCUACAGGGACUAUGACUGCAACUGGGACACCCCGGAGCAGAGGGUGUACGCCAGUGACGUGGCGCAUCGGAGGUGGUGGAAGGUUCACGACGCGAUGGAGGAGGGGUUGCAGAGGUUGUGUAGGUUGACGAAACGGCGUCGGAGUGAGUUGAACUGGGAGAGGAGGAAGGCCAGCAAGAUGAGGUUACCCGAUGGACAUUGGAAAAUCAAUAUCACUGAUCCCAGACGAUUUGCCUCUCUCUUUAUGGAUUAGACAAUCAUCUUAUGUUUUACCUUCUCCACCCUCCUCUGUCAAUAUUUCUUUUUCUGUUAAAUAUAAUAAUAAUUAAUUAAUAUUAUUAUUUCUAAAAUACACUUCA
Glycine soja is the source of this 2718-nucleotide messenger RNA. Its product is annotated as UDP-glucuronate:xylan alpha-glucuronosyltransferase 2-like. Gene Ontology annotation, biological process: xylan biosynthetic process. Gene Ontology annotation, molecular function: glycosyltransferase activity. The transcript is spliced from 3 exons. The coding region runs from base 825 to 2612 and encodes 595 amino acids. The record is from RefSeq and is a predicted model, not a curated record. Lineage: Eukaryota; Viridiplantae; Streptophyta; Magnoliopsida; Fabales; Fabaceae.